GGGCGACUCUAGUGGGAAGGCAGGACUUCCGGUAGCAGGCCAUAACUGGCUGCCGAGCCGUGAGUUUGUUCUCCUUUGCCGCAUCCCGGGAUGUCACAGCUGGGAUGCCGGGGCCGCUUGUGGCUGCAGAGCCCCGCCGGGGGACCACCCCCUAUAUUUCUGCCGUCGGGUGGCCAAGCCCUGGUCCUAGGUCGGGGACCCCUGACCCAGGUGACGGACCGGAAGUGCUCCCGAAAUCAAGUGGAGCUGAUUGCAGACCCUGAGACCCGGACAGUGGCAGUGAAACAGUUGGGCAUUAACCCAUCAACUGUUGGGAUCCAGGAGUUGAAGCCAGGGUUGUCAGCUUCUCUACGCUUGGGGGACACCCUGUAUCUAGUCAAUGGCCUACACCCCCUAACCCUGCAUUGGGAAGAAGUUAGCACAUCAGGAUCCCAGCCAGAUACUCCACCGGGCACUCCCCCUGUGGAUUCGGUGGACCUGGAGGAUGCUGAGCCUCCGGAAAAGAGGGUGCGGAAAUCAUCCCCUGGCUGGGAGAGCUUAAAGAAGUUACUGGUGUUCACAGCAUCUGGGGUAAAGCCCCGAAGCAAGGUGGCUGCCUUUGACCUAGAUGGGACUCUCAUCACCACCCGCUCUGGAAAGGUCUUCCCCACCAGCCCCAGUGACUGGAGGAUUCUGUAUCCGGAGAUUCCAAAGAAGCUCCAGGAGCUGGAUACUGAGGGUUACAAGCUGGUAAUCUUCACCAACCAAAUGGGCAUUGGGCGAGGGAAGCUGCCAGCAGAGGUGUUCAAGUCCAAGGUGGAGGCUGUAUUGGAGAAGCUGGGGGUCCCAUUUCAGGUGCUGGUGGCAACACAUGCAGGGCUAAACCGGAAGCCAGUGAGUGGCAUGUGGGACCAUCUGCAGGAGCAGGCCAACGAGGGCAUGCCCAUUUCCAUCAGUGACAGCAUCUUCGUGGGAGAUGCAGCAGGGCGCCCGGCCAACUGGGCCCCAGGGAGAAAGAAGAAAGACUUCUCUUGCGCAGACCGCCUGUUCGCCCUCAACAUCGGCCUGCGCUUUGCCACUCCAGAGGAGUUCUUCCUUAAGUGGACAGCAGCUGGAUUUGAGCUUCCAGCUUUUGACCCGAGGACAGUCUCCAGCGCCGGGCCCCUCUACAUCCCAGAGUCCAGCAUCCUCCUCAGCCCCAACCCAGAGGUGGUGGUCACAGUAGGAUUCCCUGGGGCUGGCAAGUCCACCUUCGUCCAGGAACACCUGUUGCCGGCUGGAUACGUCCACAUAAACAGGGACACGCUGGGGUCAUGGCAGCGUUGUGUGAGCUCAUGCCAGGCAGCACUGAGGCAGGGGAAGCAAGUUGUGAUUGACAACACCAAUCCAGAUGUCCCAAGUAGGGCCAGGUACAUCCAGUGUGCCAGAGAUGCAGGUGUGCCCUGUCGCUGCUUCAACUUCUGUGCUACGCUGGAGCAGGCUCGCCACAACAACAGGGUGAGCCACACCUCCAAGGCUCUGCCUCUCUUUAAGUCCAUGCCCCCUGACCUCUGUGCCUCUCUUUCUGCAGUUCCGCGAGAUGACCGACCCCUCGCAUGCACCGGUGUCAGACAUGGUCAUGUUCAGUUACAGGUUCAGGGGCCUGGGGGACUGAAGGGUACAGGAGGUGAUGGGGUACAGAGCCUCCCCCCCCCCCACCUAACACCCCUAUCCCACAGGAAGCAGUUUGAGCCACCCACACUGGCCGAGGGCUUCCUGGAGAUCCUUCAGAUCCCAUUCCGACUACGGACACAUGUGAACCCAGCGCUGCAGCGGCUGUACCACCAAUUCUUGGAGGGCUGAGCCCACAAUAAACAAUGUUGCUACUCUG
Messenger RNA from Alexandromys fortis (reed vole), 1849 nucleotides. It is a transcript of the gene Pnkp, whose product is annotated as polynucleotide kinase 3'-phosphatase. Gene Ontology annotation, biological process: DNA repair. The record is from RefSeq and is a predicted model, not a curated record. Gene Ontology annotation, molecular function: polynucleotide 3'-phosphatase activity; ATP-dependent polydeoxyribonucleotide 5'-hydroxyl-kinase activity; protein binding. Bases 91 to 1821 code for a protein of 576 amino acids. Gene Ontology annotation, cellular component: nucleus. NCBI's taxonomy places the organism in Eukaryota, Metazoa, Chordata, Mammalia, Rodentia, Cricetidae. The transcript has 14 exons.